Phialemonium atrogriseum is the source of this 2252-nucleotide messenger RNA. RefSeq lists its product as uncharacterized. Gene Ontology annotation, cellular component: nucleus; cytoplasm. The record is from RefSeq and is a predicted model, not a curated record. The coding region runs from base 132 to 1898 and encodes 588 amino acids. The transcript has 4 exons. Gene Ontology annotation, molecular function: mRNA binding. Gene Ontology annotation, biological process: regulation of gene expression. Lineage: Eukaryota; Fungi; Ascomycota; Sordariomycetes; Cephalothecales; Cephalothecaceae.
AUUCCUCGAGCUCCUCCCCACUACCUACCUACCUUCCUUUCUCGCCCUGCCAAAGAAAGGACCUUUUAAGACCGCAAUUGUGUUCACUUGCUCGACACCCGGCACUCACUGCGAAGAAGCCAAAGAAAAAAAUGGCGAAUCCAGCACCGGAUCUCGAGUCUAUCCUGGCCGCUUUAGCUGCACAGCGACCGCCCAACUCGACCCCCGCGCAUUCUCAAGGCGGACAUGCGGCUCCUGCAGCCAGCUAUCCUCCUGCAGCCCACAACCCCUAUGCCACUCAGGCACCGCCCUAUCAAGCCGGCCCCAGCGCUUACGGAUACCCUGCUCCUUCUUCAAGCGGCAAUUUUGACCUGAGCUCUAUCAAGCCUGUGAACUCGGGAACCGUGACAAUUGCCGAUGCGAUUGCGCAAGCAAAAGCCUUUGCGACAAAGAACGGGGCCACACCAUAUGAGCAUUCCUCGCCGUACCCCCCAACAAAGGAACCCCGUGGCCCCGACAGCCGACAAUAUGGGCGCUCGAGAUCUCGCUCUCCACCACCUCGCCGUGACGGAUUUCGAGACAACUUCAACCCCUACCGGGACGAGCGCCGAGAUGACCGUGGGCACCAGCCUCGUGAAUAUGGCAACGACCGUUCCGUCUCCCCUGCUAUUCGAGGUGGCCGUCAAGGUUUCUCGCCACGAGGAGUGAGCGGUGCCCCGAGGGAGAGGUCCCCGCCAAGAGGUGGAGGCGGCGAUGACAACACCGAGACGAUGCAGAUAGAGUCGAGCCUCGUGGGCCUCAUCAUUGGUCGCCAAGGCGAGAAUCUUCGGCGCGUUGAACAGGACUCGCACUGCCGAGUCCAGUUUGUGCCGGCGUCCAACCCUAAUGACCAGUUUCGCAUUUGCAAGAUCACGGGCCCGCGUGGUCGUCGCGCCGAGGCCAGAGCCGCGAUUAAUAGAAUCAUCGAGGACAGUGGCAUGGGAGCGAUUGCCCGUGCAGGCCUGGACACCGGACGUGAGCAUCCACGUGCUCCGGAAUCCGUUUCCGUCAAGGAGGACGAGGAUUGCCUCCAGAUCAUGGUUCCCGACAGAACCGUCGGCCUAAUCAUUGGACGCGGGGGUGAGACCAUCCGCGAUCUCCAGGAACGGAGCGGCUGCCACAUCAACAUCGUUGGCGAGAACAAGAGCGUCAACGGCCUCCGCCCUGUCAAUCUGAUUGGGCCCCAGCCCGCUGCGAUGCAUGCCAAGGACCUGAUUCUGGAGAUUGUCGAUAGUGAUAGCCGGAAUGCCAACCAGGGCGGCGGCGGCGGCGGUAGCGGCGGUGGCGGUGGCGGCGGUGGCCGCCCGCCAAGGAACGACAAUAUGCGGGAUGGAGUUGGUAGUGGUGGUGGUGGCGGCGGCGGCGGCGGCGGCCCGGAGAAGAUCAACGACGCCAUCUACGUCCCAUCAGAGGCCGUCGGCAUGAUCAUUGGCAAGGGCGGCGAAACCAUUCGAGAGAUACAGAACAACACCGGUUGCAAGAUCAACGUCUCUCAAUCAUCGGGGCCGGGCGAGGUCGAGCGCGAGAUUGGCCUCGUUGGCAGCCGCGACGCCAUCAACCGUGCGAAGCAGGUCAUCGAGGAGAAGGUCGAGGCAGUGCGAGCCAAGAAUAGCGGCGGUGGUGGAUUCGGGGGUGGGCGUGGCCGCGGGCAACCCCGCGAUUAUGACAGCCCCAACUAUGGCCAACCCUCUAACAAUAGCAGUGCUGCCCAGAAUUUGCCUCCGGCUGUCCAAGCCCCUCCCGCUGGCGCCGGUGGAGCUGCUGAUCCUUAUGCUCCAUACGGGGGCUACCAGGCCUAUCUGGCGCUUUGGUACCAAGCCCUGGCUUCUCAGCAAGCCCAAGGCCAAGGUGAUGCGGCCAAACCACCGGGAACCGCGUAGUCUGCUGUGUGACCACCGUGGAUCUGCCAUUGCAACCCGAUGCGCUUUUUGACCUGCUCGCGUCCCCUUGACACUCUUGACAUCGUGCCAUCUCGUUGCAUCUUGACAUCUUGACGACUCGUCCGUGUCUGAUGCGCCUUGGCGCUGCACUUUGAUACUCCUCCCACGAACUUUCCUUGAUACCUGGAUACACACGAUGAUUAAUCUUUGCGGCGUUUCCGGACUUCGGCAUACUGGGACUGACUGUACUACCACUGAUCACGGCUGUUACGCAUACAUACGGCUGUUGCGCAUUCUUUUCCCCCCAGGCUCGCACACCUCGACAUUCUAUGAUAUCAUCCAGCUGCUGGUCAC